AGAUGAAAGAAAGUUUUGCCUUUCUUGUAAGUAAUAUUAUUAGUUUAAAAAAAAAAUCAAGUUGACUGCUAGUUUUGUUUAAAGUAUUUGUUCUGGAAAUACUAAAGUUGGAGUCUACCAGACUGAGGUUAGAAGCAUUUUCUUUGGCAGCAAGAAGAUACUUUUAUAGAAGCCAUGCCUGUACUUGGGGUUGCCUCAAAACUGAGGCAGCCAGCUGUUGGGUCAAAGCCUGUUCAUACUGCUCUUCCGAUACCAAAUCUUGGCACUGCUGGGUUACAGCACUGUUCUUCGAGAACUUUGGAACUUACUGGAACAGAGAGCUCGAUGCUUUCUUGUCAGCUCACAUUAAAAUCAACCUGUGAAUUUGGAGAGAAGAAAUCCCUCCAAGGAAAAGCCAAGGAGACAGAAGACAGUAAGAUUUACACUGACUGGGCCAACCACUACCUAGCAAAAUCAGGCCACAAGCGGCUGAUCAAGGAUUUGCAACAAGACAUUGCAGAUGGAGUACUGCUAGCAGAAAUCAUCCAGAUCAUCGCAAAUGAAAAAGUUGAAGAUAUCAAUGGAUGUCCUAGGAGUCAGUCUCAGAUGAUUGAAAAUGUUGAUGUCUGCCUUAGUUUUCUAGCAGCCAGAGGAGUAAAUGUUCAAGGUCUAUCUGCUGAAGAAAUAAGAAAUGGAAACUUAAAAGCCAUUCUAGGGCUGUUUUUCAGUUUGUCUCGCUACAAGCAGCAACAGCACCAUCAACAACAGUAUUACCAGUCCUUGGUGGAGCUUCAGCAGCGAGUCAGUCACGCUUCCCCUCAGCCGGAAGCCAGUCAGGCUAAAACACAACAAGAUAUGCAGUCCAGUCUGGCAGCCAGAUAUGCAACUCAGUCUAAUCACAGUGGAAUUGCAACCAGUCAAAAAAAGCCUACUAGGCUUCCAGGGCCCUCUAGGGUGCCAGCUGCAGGCAGCAGCAGCAAAGUCCAGGGAGCCUCUAACUUAAAUAGGAGAAGUCAGAGCUUUAACAGCAUUGACAAAAACAAGCCUCCAAAUUAUGCAAAUGGCAAUGAAAAAGAUUCCUCCAAAGGACCUCAACCAUCUUCAGGUGUAAAUGGCAACAUGCAGCCUGCCAGCACUGCUGGGCAGCCCCCUGCCUCCGCCAUCCCUUCUCCUAGUGCCAGCAAGCCCUGGCGGAGCAAGUCCAUGAAUGUCAAGCACAGCGCCACCUCUACCAUGCUGACUAUAAAGCAGUCAAGCCCAGCCACCUCGCCCACACCAUCUUCAGAGAGACUGAAGCCACCUGUCACAGAAGGAGUCAAAACAGCUCCCUCGGGACAGAAAUCCAUGCUUGAGAAAUUCAAGCUUGUCAAUGCCCGGACUGCUUUACGCCCCCCACACUCUUCCAGUUCAGGUCAUAGUGAUGGUGGGAAGGAUGAGGAUGCCUUUUCUGAAUCUGGUGAAAUGGAAGGUUUUAACAGUGGUCUGAAUAGUGGUGGCUCAACAAAUAGCAGCCCCAAAGUAUCACCUAAAUUGACCCCUCCAAAAGCUGGAAGCAAAAAUCUCAGCAAUAAAAAGUCUUUGCUGCAGCCAAAGGAAAAAGAGGAAAAGAACAGGGACAAAAAUAAAGUUUGCACUGAAAAACCCAUCAAGGAAGAGAAGGAUCAGGUGAUGGAGACAGCUCCAAAAAAGACUUCUAAAAUUGCAAGCUUGAUCCCAAAGGGUAGCAAGACGACCGCAGCCAAGAAGGAAAGCUUAAUCCCAUCUUCUAGUGGGAUUCCAAAACCAGGCUCAAAGGUGCCAACAGCAAAGCAAACUGUUUCACCCAGCAACACAGCAAACAAAGAGUCUGAAAAAUUCAGGACUACCAAAGGAAUCCCUUCCCAGUCCAUACCUAAGCCCAUGACCAGUGAGAAAGCAAGCACAUCCAACUGCCCUACUCCUUUGGAAGGAAGGGAAAUUGGCCAAGCUUCUCCCUCUGGUUCUUGUACCAUGCCAGUGGCACAAAGCAGUGGACAGAGCACAGGAAAUGGUGCUGUCCAACUUCCUCAGCAGCAGCAACAUAGUCAUCCAAAUACUGCCACAGUAGCUCCAUUCAUUUAUAGAGCACAUUCAGAAAAUGAAGGUACCUCCUUACCAUCUGCUGACUCCUGUACCAGUCCUACUAAAAUGGAUUUAUCAUAUAGUAAGACUGCUAAGCAAUGCCUAGAGGAGAUAUCAGGUGAAGACCCUGAAACAAGAAGAAUGAGAACAGUUAAAAACAUAGCAGAUCUGAGGCAGAAUUUAGAAGAGACUAUGUCCAGUCUUCGUGGGACGCAGAUAAGCCACAGCACUCUAGAAACGACGUUUGACAGCACUGUGACGACGGAAGUGAAUGGAAGGACCAUACCCAGCUUGACAAGUCGACCCACUCCCAUGACCUGGAGGUUGGGUCAGGCUUGUCCUAGACUUCAGGCGGGAGAUGCGCCCUCCCUGGGUGCUGGCUACCCUCGCAGCAGUACCAGCCGAUUCAUCCACACAGAUCCCUCUAGAUUCAUGUAUACGACGCCUCUCCGUCGAGCUGCUGUCUCUCGGCUGGGAAACAUGUCACAAAUUGACAUGAGUGAGAAAGCAAGCAGUGACCUGGACAUGUCUUCUGAAGUUGAUGUGGGUGGUUAUAUGAGUGAUGGCGAUAUCCUUGGGAAAAGUCUCAGGACUGAUGACAUCAAUAGUGGAUACAUGACAGAUGGAGGGCUCAACCUGUAUACUAGAAGUCUGAACCGAAUACCAGACACUGCAACUUCCAGGGAUGUCAUCCAAAGAGGGGUUCAUGAUGUGACAGUGGAUGCAGACAGCUGGGAUGAUAGCAGUUCCGUGAGCAGUGGUCUUAGUGACACCCUCGAUAACAUCAGCACUGACGACCUGAACACCACGUCCUCAGUCAGCUCUUACUCCAACAUCACCGUCCCUUCCAGGAAGAACACUCAGCUGAAGACAGAUUCAGAGAAACGUUCUGUAACAGAUGAGACCUGGGACAGUACUGAGGAGCUGAAAAAAUCAGAAGAGGACCUUGACAGCCACGGGGAUGGUAGUGGCAAAUGGAAGGGUGUUUCCUCGGGAGUUCCUGAAGACUCUGAGAAAUCAGGGCAGAAAGCCUCCCUGUCAGUUUCCCAGACAGGUUCUUGGAGAAGGGGCAUGUCUGCCCAAGGGGGAACACCAUCCAGGCAGAAAGCCGGAACAAGUGCACUCAAGACACCUGGGAAAACAGAUGAUGCCAAAGCUUCUGAGAAAGGGAAAACUCCCCUGAAAGGAUCAUCUCUACAAAGGUCUCCUUCAGAUGCAGGGAAAAGCAGUGGAGAUGAGGGGAAAAAGCCACCCUCAGGCAUUGGAAGAUCGACUGCCACUGGCUCUUUUGGAUUUAAGAAGCCGAGUGGAGUAGGGUCAUCUACUAUGAUCACUACCAGUGGAGCAACCAUCACAAGUGGCUCAGCAACACUGGGUAAAAUUCCUAAAUCUGCUGCCAUUGGUGGGAAGUCAAAUGCAGGGAGAAAAACCAGUUUGGACGGUUCACAGAAUCAGGAUGAUGUUGUGCUACACGUUAGCUCAAAGACCACGCUACAGUACCGCAGCUUGCCCCGCCCUUCGAAAUCCAGCACCAGUGGCAUUCCUGGCCGAGGUGGCCACAGAUCCAGCACCAGCAGUAUUGAUUCCAACGUCAGCAGCAAGUCAGCUGGUGCCACCACCUCAAAACUCAGAGAACCAACCAAGAUUGGAUCAGGGCGCUCCAGUCCUGUCACUGUCAACCAAACAGACAAGGAGAAGGAAAAAGUCGCAGUCUCAGAUUCAGAGAGUGUUUCUUUGUCAAGUUCCCCCAAAUCCAGCCCCACUUCUGCCAGUGCCUGUGGGACACAAGGCCUCAGGCAGCCAGGAUCCAAGUAUCCUGAUAUUGCCUCACCUACAUUUAGAAGGUUGUUUGGUGCCAAGGCAGGUGGCAAAUCUGCCUCUGCACCUAAUACUGAGGGUGUGAAAUCCUCCUCAGUAAUGCCCAGUCCUAGUACCACGUUAGCGCGGCAAGGCAGUCUGGAAUCACCAUCGUCCGGUACGGGCAGCAUGGGCAGUGCUGGUGGGCUAAGUGGCAGCAGCAGCCCUCUCUUCAAUAAACCCUCAGACUUAACUACAGAUGUUAUAAGCUUAAGUCACUCGUUGGCUUCCAGCCCAGCAUCGGUUCACUCUUUCACAUCAGGUGGUCUUGUGUGGGCUGCCAAUCUGAGCAGUUCCUCUGCCGGCAGCAAGGACACUCCGAGUUACCAGUCCAUGACUAGCCUCCAUACGAGCUCUGAGUCCAUUGAUCUCCCCCUCAGCCAUCAUGGCUCUCUGUCUGGACUGACCACAGGCACUCACGAGGUUCAGAGCCUGCUCAUGAGAACGGGUAGUGUGAGAUCUACUCUCUCGGAAAGCAUGCAGCUUGACAGAAAUACACUACCCAAAAAGGGACUAAGAUAUACCCCAUCAUCUCGACAGGCCAGCCAAGAAGAGGGCAAAGAAUGGUUGCGUUCUCAUUCUACUGGAGGGCUGCAGGAUACUGGCAACCAGUCGCCUCUGGUCUCCCCUUCUGCCAUGUCAUCUUCUGCAACAGGAAAAUACCACUUUUCCAACUUGGUGAGCCCAACCAAUCUGUCUCAAUUUAACCUGCCUGGUCCCAGCAUGCUGCGCUCAAACAGCAUCCCAGCUCAAGACUCUUCCUUUGACCUCUAUGAUGACUCCCAGCUUUGUGGGAGUGCCACGUCUCUAGAAGAAAGGCCACGUGCCAUCAGUCAUUCAGGCUCAUUCAGAGACAGCAUGGAGGAAGUUCAUGGCUCUUCACUGUCGCUUGUUUCCAGCACUUCUUCUCUUUACUCUACAGCUGAAGAAAAGGCUCAUUCAGAGCAAAUCCAUAAGCUGCGGAGAGAGCUAGUGGCAUCACAAGAAAAAGUUGCCACCCUUACAUCUCAACUUUCAGCAAAUGCUCACCUUGUAGCAGCUUUUGAGAAGAGUUUAGGGAAUAUGACUGGCCGGUUGCAAAGUCUAACCAUGACAGCUGAACAGAAGGAGUCUGAACUUAUAGAACUAAGAGAAACCAUUGAAAUGCUUAAGGCCCAGAACUCUGCUGCCCAGGCGGCCAUUCAGGGAGCACUGAAUGGUCCAGACCACCCCCCCAAAGAUCUCCGCAUCCGAAGGCAGCAUUCCUCUGAAAGUGUUUCUAGUAUCAACAGUGCUACAAGUCAUUCCAGCAUUGGCAGUGGUAACGAUGCUGACUCAAAGAAAAAGAAAAAGAAAAAUUGGGUGAACUCUAGAGGAAGUGAGCUGAGAAGCUCAUUCAAACAAGCCUUUGGGAAGAAAAAGUCCACCAAGCCUCCUUCCUCACAUUCGGACAUUGAGGAGCUUACAGAUUCGUCCCUUCCAGCAUCCCCCAAGUUGCCCCACAAUGCUAGUGACUGUGGGUCAGCGUCCAUGAAGCCCUCACAGUCUGCCUCAGCGUCACCCCUUGUCUGGCCACCAAAGAAACGGCAAAAUGGCCCCGUGACUUACAAGCAUAGAUCUCGGAUCUGUGAAUGCACAGAAGCUGAGGCAGAGAUAAUUCUGCAGCUGAAGAGUGAGCUCAGAGAAAAGGAAUUAAAGUUAACAGACAUUCGUCUGGAGGCUCUCAGCUCUGCCCAUCACCUUGACCAGAUCCGGGAAGCCAUGAACCGCAUGCAGAAUGAAAUUGAAAUUCUGAAGGCUGAAAAUGACCGAUUGAAGGCAGAAACUGGUAAUACAGCUAAGCCUGCUCGGCCACCGUCAGAAUCCUCAAGCAGCACCUCCUCUUCAUCUUCACGGAAGUCAUUAGGACUCUCUCUAAACAAUUUGAACAUCACGGAGUCGGUUACCUCAGAUAUUUUACUAGAUGAUGCUGGUGAUGCAACUGGACAUAAAGAUGGCCGCAGCGUGAAAAUUAUAGUCUCCAUAAGCAAGGGCUAUGGUCAAGCAAAGGAUCAGAAGUCUCAGGCAUAUUUGAUAGGGUCCAUUGGCGUUAGUGGAAAAACCAAGUGGGAUGUCUUAGAUGGUGUAAUUAGACGUCUCUUUAAGGAAUAUGUGUUCCGAAUUGAUACAUCCACAAGCCUUGGUCUGAGCUCUGACUGCAUUGCUAGCUACUGUAUAGGAGAUUUAAUUAGAUCCCAUAGCCUAGAAGUGCCUGAACUGCUGCCUUGUGGAUAUCUUGUUGGAGACAACAACAUCAUCACUGUGAACCUGAAAGGGGUAGAAGAAAACAGUCUGGAUAGUUUUGUUUUUGAUACACUGAUUCCUAAACCAAUUACGCAAAGGUACUUUAACUUGUUGAUGGAGCAUCAUAGAAUCAUACUCUCAGGACCAAGUGGUACUGGAAAGACCUAUUUAGCAAACAAACUUGCUGAAUAUGUAAUAACCAAAUCUGGGAGAAAAAAAACAGAGGAUGCAAUUGCCACUUUUAAUGUGGACCACAAGUCAAGUAAGGAAGUGCAACAAUAUCUAGCUAACCUGGCCGAACAGUGCAGUGCUGAUAAUAAUGGUGUGGAGCUCCCAGUUGUAAUAAUUCUUGAUAAUCUUCAUCAUGUGGGCUCUUUGAGUGAUAUCUUCAAUGGUUUUCUCAACUGUAAAUAUAACAAAUGUCCCUAUAUAAUUGGAACAAUGAAUCAGGGAGUUUCUUCAUCACCAAAUCUAGAGCUGCAUCACAAUUUCAGGUGGGUACUAUGUGCAAAUCACACAGAACCCGUGAAAGGCUUUCUAGGCAGAUAUCUUCGAAGGAAAUUGAUAGAGGUAGAAAUUGAAAGGAACAUACGCAAUAAUGACCUAGUCAAAAUUAUAGACUGGAUUCCUAAGACGUGGCAUCAUCUCAACAGUUUUUUGGAAACACAUAGUUCUUCUGACGUUACCAUUGGCCCCCGACUCUUCCUUCCUUGUCCCAUGGAUGUAGAAGGUUCUAGAGUGUGGUUCAUGGAUCUCUGGAACUAUUCUUUGGUACCUUAUAUUCUGGAGGCAGUGAGAGAAGGUCUUCAGAUGUAUGGGAAGCGUGCACCGUGGGAAGAUCCCUCAAAGUGGGUGCUUGACACGUACCCAUGGAGCACAGCAUCACUGCCUCAGGAGGGCCCAGCAUUGCUUCAGUUGCGACCAGAAGAUGUUGGGUAUGAGGGCUGCACAUCCACUAAGGAAGCCACAACCUCAAAGCACAUUCCACAAACUGAAACAGAGGGGGAUCCCCUGAUGAAUAUGCUAAUGAAACUCCAAGAAGCAGCCAAUUACUCGGGCACACAAAGCUGCGACAGUGAUAGCGCCAGCCACCAUGAAGACAUUUUGGAUUCAUCUCUUGAAUCUACCCUCUAGAGGGUGAAAAAAGUUAGGGGAAAAGACUAUGCUUUUUUUUUUUUUUUUUAAAAAAAAAGAAACUGUUUAAAAAGUAAGGUAUUUUCACUAAACCACUGCCAGUAUGAAAGCACCCUGUCAAGGCCCCUGACUCAGAGUCACGAUCUACAAGGAGGCAGGAGAACUAAGUCUGAACUGCCAAGAUGCUAAAUUGAAAUGGAAGCUUACCUUGGUUUUAUUUCUAGCCAUUUUUAUAUCCACAGAGUGAUAUAAGACCCCACUACUCGACUGGAAAGGGUUCUAAUGACAGGGCAACUGAAUAGAUUGCACAUGGGAUAGCCAAACUGGAAUUUAUUUUUUCCUCUUUAAAAGUUUACAAUGCAGGCCUUUUUUUUUUUUUUUUUUUUUUUUUCGGUCCCUACCUUUUGUUUCCUCUGGGGGGCUGUACUCCCCAUGCAGGGUCCAUUUUUCUGAUCCACUCAACCUCCUUUGUGCCACAUGGUGCUGGUCACAGGGUUCCAGUAGUGUUUGUGUUGUACGCUCCCCCCAUUCCACAAUGAAUGCAAGAGGCCCGUCCUCCAUAAGCACAAAUGGAAUUGUGCAACUACCAGAAUACACUACUGUGACAAGCUGGAUAAGUGCCAAUUUAAUUCUUAACUGCCAUGUUCACUUGAUGUGCUCCACCAACUUUUUUGUGUAUGAGUCACAGGUUUUAUAAGGUUGUUUUUACCACGGUGGUCUUUUUAAACCACCUGCCCACACCCUUACCAAGAGUUUUAUACCAAUUAUUAGUCAACACUGACAAAAGGCUUUUUUAGGGCUUUCUUUGUUUGAGCCUUUUCAGUGAAAGAAGGAACAUUUCCUAUGGUGCUGUCUCACUGCCUUAAACCAGAUUUCUACAACAAUUUAACAGUUGUUAUAAAUCCUAAACCAUUGAUAAUUUCCACUGUCUUUUCAUUUACAAACAAGCGACAUCAGUUAACACAGUAGCCUCAUCUCUGUAUAUCUUUUUGUUUGUUUGUUUUUGAAGAAAUGGAUAGGAGAAAGAUCAGCAUUUUUACCUUGUGAAUAGAUUGCUUUGCCUAUCCUCCAAAAUAUUCCAAUAACUCAGAAACCCACUUUGACCGUCACUUCAAAGCUGAGACAUGUGGCUAAAUUCCAUCCAGUUCUAGAUGAGAGAGUUUCAGAAGGCGGGGGAUUUUAAAUCCUUAUCCAGCCGAACUGGAAGUACCAGAUGCAGCCUGAGCACAGCUAUUCGGCUUUCCUUCCCUAUUCUUUUUUUUUUUUUUUUUUAAAUAGUUUUGAUGCAUGUUGUUUUGAUUGCUGUUGUUGUACAUGAGAAAUUCAGCAUUAAAGAACACUGAAGCAGUGAAGUCACUGUGGAAGACAAAGCGUUUAUACUGUAAAAGAAGGUUAGAUUUGCACAGUCUACUGGGUGGGUAUUGUAAAUAAUACUUUUUAAAACUUGCACAAAUCAAAAGACACACACAAAUAAUGUAUUUUAUCCUGUUGGUGUUAAUGAGGUAUUUCACUUGCUGAGAUUUCCUGUACGUUGCAAAUACAGAAUGCAAACCCUCAAAGCUGUUAUUAUCUGGUGUGUUUGUCCCGUAUUUACAGUUGUUAUGACUAUGCAGGAGCUAUCAGUGCUAGAGUGAGCAUGCUUCGAAACUGUACAUGAAGCCAAUACAUUUUUGGAAAAGUAAAACUGUCUGAUAGUGCAUCUGUCAUGGCGGCUUUAAAGAGAGUGCAUGAAAACUGAUCAGAGUCAUUGGAGAAGUUACCACCACACACAGAGGACAGGUUUUAAACUUAUAAAACCCAAGGGCUAGGCCAUGGUGUAGACUCGUUCUAUGCAUGUGAAAAUGUGCUACCUUUAGGACGCGUAAUUGGUGCUACUCUCUGUGACCAUUAUGGGUCAGUUACUAUAGAACACCACCACCACAAGAUGGCUGUGCAGUUUUCAGAGUGUCACUGAGUCUAGAGGUUCUUAUACGGUGCUAUUGCCCUAGGGAAAUCCAAACUGAAUUUAUGCACAUAGAAUUGUCACCCUGACUUUGAAGCCUCAAACAUGGAUCAAAUCUGUUGUGAAACAUCGAUAUAUGUAGCUGGAUGAGUGACUAGUUGCCCUUGUAUAAUAUGUGAUCUAAAAAAUUGCUAAUCUCUCUCUGCCAUUUUGAAAAACACAAUCCAAACAUGAGCAUAAACAGAACCUCCUGCAAUACAUCCCAGUAGGUCCACCUAGUUUACAACUUAAACUAGUUUGUGAAACAUUUGUCUGUAAACAUUUUAUAUUUUGUACAUUUUUGAUGUAACAUAUCAUGUAAAUAGACAGAAACAGUGAAAUAAAUCAUCUGAAGAGUUUUGUAGUCUUUGUAAAGCCCCAACAAUAAGUACUUGGUGUCAAUGGACUUACCUGGAUGAUGUAUUUUCUAUUGGUUUAUUGUUCCUCUAGCUUGCAAACCAGCUUGCAUAUAUUUUUUUGCAAAUGUGCACCCUGUAUCUGUCUAAAUUAUUACUUUGCCAUUAAAGUGGAAUUAUUUAUUGAAAACAA
Messenger RNA from Trichechus manatus latirostris (Florida manatee), 9862 nucleotides. RefSeq names its product neuron navigator 3 (gene NAV3). The transcript has 40 exons. NCBI's taxonomy places the organism in Eukaryota, Metazoa, Chordata, Mammalia, Sirenia, Trichechidae. The record is from RefSeq and is a predicted model, not a curated record. Gene Ontology annotation, biological process: neurogenesis; nervous system development. Gene Ontology annotation, molecular function: protein binding; ATP hydrolysis activity; ATP binding. Bases 175 to 7332 code for a protein of 2385 amino acids.